Messenger RNA from Scomber scombrus (Atlantic mackerel), 5511 nucleotides. Its product is annotated as mucin-4. The coding region runs from base 1 to 5511 and encodes 1836 amino acids. NCBI's taxonomy places the organism in Eukaryota, Metazoa, Chordata, Actinopteri, Scombriformes, Scombridae. The record is from RefSeq and is a predicted model, not a curated record. The transcript is spliced from 7 exons.
AUGGCGAGUCAGUGCAGAAAGCAGCAAUGCACAAUCGACAGGCGAGGCUUUCGGCAGGAACUUGACUCGUGGCGGCACAGACUCAUUCACUGUGUAGGUUUUGAGAGCAUUCUUGAAGGUCUGUCUGAUCCAGAGCUGGUCGAAGACCUCAAAUUAUUUAAAGACUUAGAGCCUGUAGCAGUGUCUGACUGGUCAUUUGAGGAAAAUUGUCUAUUCUGCUGUUUGAGACGAGACAAAGUAAAGGAACACUUAAACAACGAGGGGCUUGAAGAUACACCCAAAAAAGAUCAGACCACAAUCAGCAGACUAGAGCAACAAGCUGAGGAGUUUCUCCAUGCAGUCCUCAGCAGAAAAGAUGUGCCAAGUUUCUCAGACCCACAUAUUCCAGUAGUGGCUCGAGAGAUCCUUGAGAGAAUGAUCCGACAGUUUGCUGCCGAAUAUACCUCAAAAACUAGCUCCCCUCAGGACAGUUGCUCAGAUCCCCAGCCACACUCUGACCAAAGCCUACCGACCCCACCCUUGCUCUCAGGAGCUCCUCCAACCAGCCCUGCUGCCACACUUGUGGAGCCUGCACACAACCAGAACCCAGUCCUCAGCAAGCUUCUCAUGGCUGACCAGGAUGCUCCUCUUGACCUCACAAUCAAGAAGCCCCUGACUGAGCCCAGUGAACAAGACGGAGUCCUUGACUUGUCUAUCAAAAAGAAUCGCUGUAGCAGCAGCAACCAGUCAUUCCGUAGUCCAUGCCUUUCUCCAGCCACAACCACACUCAAAGGUGAGUCUCCAGAACUGCAUAUUUCAAAGGCAAAAGACCUGCAGUCCACCUCGACACUGGAACACUUCAUGGCCAAACUCUGCCCCCACCAUCAAAGACAGAUAGUUGAUGCCAUAAGCUUCCUACAGACGGAGGUCAAGGCUCUCACAUCCUCCGACACACAGCAAGCCUGUAACUCUACCUCUGGGAUCCAGGGAACUGCCUACUCCACUGCAAAAUCCAGCGUAGUCACCCCUGAGAAGUCAUGCUCUGAGCUAAGGUUUCCCAGUGAAUCCACUCCCAAAUCAGAAGUCCAGGAUAUGUCCCAUUCUACCCCAAGCAGUUGUGCUAUGAAAAAAGUUCCAGACACUGCAGUUUCACUGAAAACAUCUGUUACUGCUGGCCCUGCCCUGGAUCUUCGCAGCCCAGGGUCAGGUAGUGACCAGGUUUUGGUCACCUCCAUUGCUAGUCCUGUGGAUGCAGAGAACAACCGUCAUGGUGAUUAUGCACCUCUUAAGAUGAAAAUCAUGAAGACCAGCAAUGUUGCUGCUGGUAAGAAGUUGUCAUGUGUGCUCACAGCCUCUCUUUCAUCUGACUCUGGCACUUUGGAUGACAGACAGAUUAACUCCAAUUCAUCGAGCAGAACAGAGAUUCAUAGUGCUAGACUCAGCACCUCUUUAAAAAGACACAAUCAGUUUGGUCACACACAUCAAGCUAGACAGAGAGAGACUCUUGGUAAUGCCAAAGAGAUACCAGCAAAACCAUUUUCAGUUCAUGUGGCUAUUCCUGUAGACUCUCCAAGGACUGCCAGGAAGACCAUGAAGGCAUCCUCUGAACAUCAGGCCAGGGACUCUUUUAGGGGAAUGGUUGACCCUGAUCUCGGCCAUUGUGACAUUGUUUAUAUCGACAAACCAAUUACAGAGUGUUUUAAGGAACAGCAACGCAACAUGGUCCCACGCCGCAAUGCGAGAAAAAGCACCAGAGGACAUAUGUAUUCAGAUGAAAUAUGGGAGUUAAAAACUGUCCGCACAUUGGCCGGGAGGGGCAACUGCCCUAAUCCAAUGCCAGAACUGAUCACAUUGGUCACCCCAAAACAAAUACUUUCAAAGCCUGAAGGUGUUCCACCUGUGGAUAUGCCUUUUGCUGGAGCAUGCAGGGAGGCAAUUAAUCAACAAAUGUCAACAGAAGAGUCAGACGAGAGGGUGAUACCAGGAACAGGAGAUAUGGUAGAGGUAGCAGCCAGUGAAGUAGACAUUAUAGUUGAAACCAGUCAGACAGAUCAAUGUAAGAGCAAGGGGCAGUCUGCUCCUCAAUCUCCAAGAAGCUCUCCAACAGUGAACAGAGAAAUGGAUAUGAGCACAGAUGUAGAAAAGGAUACAGCUGCAGAUUCAGGGAAAACAACAGGAAGUGAAGAAAGUGUUGCUCAGGCAGAAACAGAUAAUAAGUCUGAGCCUCAAGAGGACAUACGUGAACAUAUUGAGCAAGUAAUGUCAGAAACAAUAGUGAAACCAUUGGAGAAUAAUACCAUAGAAGAAGCUGAGCCGCAGCUUUCAUCAGAUAAAAUGCAGAGCACUGAGUCUGUUCUCCAACAGAAUAGUGCCCCAUCACUUUUGAAUCAAGAUGAGGAAGAGACAGAAGAAACUGAAAGGGAGAGAAUACAAGAGGAGCAACCUCAGGAACUUCAGCCAGAAACACAGAUACUCUAUGAUGUCUUUGGAGCGACAGAAGAGUCCAACAACACAGAUUCAGCAGAGGAGGAGAUGUUGACAGAGCAAGAAAUUAAAACAGCUGAAACUGUUAGCAGUGUCAUGGCUCUAGAGACUGAAGAUGAUGGUAAUGACGAUAAUAAUGAUGUGUCAGCAAAGACACUUGACACACUCUUGAAGGAAUUACCCCCUUGGCGUAGAAAAAGGGGUUCUGCAAUCCAUCUGCCAAAGCGGUUAAGACAAAAAGAAACAGUGAUUGUGGGCUAUGUUAACGGUAGACCUAUAUCAGCCUCUGACAGAAGCCUGCGUCGUAGAUCAAGUAACAGCAGCACAUCGCCCACUAAAAGUCCAGUGAAAUCAACUCAGAAUACUCCCAACAAGAUUUCUGUUGAUUCAGCCAUUGAAACCAGGAAUUUGGAGAAACAUGAACCUGAACCACAUGUACAUGUAGAAUCGAUUGAGAGUACACCUGCAAUUUCACAGGAGACAGGACCAUCGUCUGACACACCAUCAAUCCCGCCGUCAAGCCCAAUAUCUAAAUUACCCUUAAGGACCAAACAAAGCCAAAAACAAAGGAGGAUUCAGAGAGAUCAGGAUAGAUCGCCUGUCCUUUUUGAUCAGCCAGUUGAUUCUCCCCAGAGUACUGAGUCCAAACGGCAACUUAGAUCAACGAGCCAGAAGCCAGCUGACACUCCUGCGUCACCACCUUCUUUAAAUGUUGUCACUUCCAUAUCCUCUCCAAAACCUGCUGUCACCCAUGCCCUUCCAUCUUUUGAGCAGCUCUCCUCCCUCACCCCUCCUCCUCAGCUUCCUGUUUCUUCUCCUCCUCUUUUGACAUCAUCUCCCCCUGCAACUUUUGAACAGUCCCAACCGAGCGAAGUCCCAGAGACAACUGCAGAAUUAAACAUUGAAAAAACUCAACCAAUAGAGACAACCUCAGAAGAAACACAAAACACUGUGAUAGAAAGUAGAUUUCAGGCCAAACAAAAACUAAGGUCUGCAAAUGUUGUAGGAGAUGUUAGUGAGGAUGAGAAGUAUCAGCUUAGCAGUGAGGCAUUAAGUCCAUUAGAAAAUCAAAGUCCUGUAAAGACUGAAAUGCAAACAAAGAUUAUGCCAUUAAGAGGUAAACGGGCUCUCAGAAAGGAGGCAGAUGAAAGUGAUUUUGCUUUGCAUCAGAACUCAAAUGUAACAACUUUAGAAGACAAGUCUGCCAGUCGAGAUGAUAGCAGUUCUUCCACACCAGACAAACCGACAAGGAUGCCAUUGAGGAGUGAGAGCAGUAAGGCUGAAAUGUCCUAUCAGUCACCAACACUGGACAACAAGAAAUUGACUUUGAGAUCACAAAGAUUGAUUGCACCUUCUAUCAGUGCUCAUUCUGUAGCUGGAAAGCAGAGUGACAUAGCUUCACCUAUCAGAAUAAUGCCAGAAAGGGUAACUAAGGCUCAGAUGAGGCCCCCUCCAUUACCUGCGCCGACUGUGUUGCCCCACAGCUUCGCCAUCCCUGUCAUUACACCAAAACCUGAGACACUCAAACAGACUGCUAACAAAUUCUUGGAGAAUCUGACUGGUGAAGAAAACCAACAAAAAAUUACAAACUUGAACAUAAGGUAUGAUAAAAUGCAGAAAGGCUGGGUGCAAAUGGACAAAGAGGGUCAGCCAGCGACAAAGUACAAAAACAAAUCAGACAGACAGGCAGCUAUAUGGAAAAGUAAACGCAGGGCACGAAAACCAAAGUCUUCAGAGCACCAGAGAUACUCACCAGUCCAAAUGCUCUUCAUGAAAGGCUUUGAUCUUACCAGUAUUUGUCGCUGGUUCCUUGAAUCAACAGAAACAAAGUCCCUUGUCAUUGUCAAGAAAGUGAAUACACGUCUUCCUUCAGAAACCCAGCUGUGCUUCCACAGCUCUUCUAGUACAUCAGGGACCUCCCAGGGGGUAUUUCCAAGCCUACAGGCAGAGCGCUUAAAGAAACAUUUGAAAAAGUUUGCUAUCGCCUCUCCUGUAAAGAGCAACCCCAAGAGUCAGAAACUGAUUGCCAGAGCACUGGAGCAAGAGGCAAAUGAAUUCAGAGGGAAAGAGAGCAGAGAACUACCCAGUACUACUCAGACUUUUACUAAGUCACACUCGUCUGCUGAAGCUCGGGUGCAAAGAGGUGAAUCCCAGAAAGCUUCUGGUAAAUCAAAAAAUCCAGCCAGUGCAAGGAUCUUGAGAAAAUACUCUAACAUCCGAGAGAAGAUGCAGGUUCAUCAAACCAGCAAAGUUAGUCUGAAAGACGCCUCAAAAAGCUUCAAAGCAAACAAUAUGAAAAGACUGACCACCCCAAAAUCUGCAUCCAAAUCCAAAUUGAAACAACCUCUGAAGGCACAGAAAUCCUCCCUGGCUGUCAGUAAACGAAUGAAAGAAUGUGCAGCAAAAAUGGAGAGAAGGAUAAGACUGGCUGGCAAAAGGGCAACAAAGCAUAAAGAAAGGGCAGUCAAGGCACAGGGCAGUGGUAGACCUCCAAGAGAUACCACUAAAAAAGAGACGCCAAAGAGAUGUUCUCAACGACUAGGUUCUCCUAAAAUGUCCGAACAUUUAAUUAAUCCUGUCAACACAUCUAAAAGGAAGGCUUACAAAAAACUACUUGAAGCAGAGAAAGCAGAAGUUGAAAAGUCCAGUGUGAGUAAAGCGAAUGCUGCAAAAGUGCAAACAAAGGAAUCAUCACAAAGUACAGUCGCUGAAAUCAAAGGUACCGAGACUGCUGUCGAAACUUCACAGCAGAGCGUGGAUGUCAAGGUUCCAACCUCACCUGACCAGGUACUGACAAGAUCCCAGAAAAAAAUGGAGGCAGCAGCUCCUGUGACUGCAUCGAAGAGGGCAAAAAAGUCAAUGACAUUGCAAAAUGCUUCUCCUAAAUCAGUCAGAAAAGCUGAAGAGGCCACGUUGACCAGAAAAGGGGCUUUAAAAGCCCUAGCAAAGAGAAGUCAGGCAGCCAUGUUGCCGCGCAGUGCAACAAAGAGAGCUCAGGAGCUUUUAGAGACCCCAGCUAAGCGCACCAGGACAUCACACCUAAAAUAA